CUACCAGUGGGAUCCAACGGCCAUCAUUUCUUCCUCUAAUUCCCCAGCAACGCACCAGACUACGGCCCCAUACCACCAAAUAAAGUAGUACAAUAACAAACCACUCUUUCUUUGACCAAAGACCAAAACGCAAGCAAACGAAUAUUAUUCGGUUCACUCCAAAUAAAAAUAUAUUCAGUGCGAAAAUAAAUACUCUAAAGUAAGAAUCCGACGUCACCGUACCUUUGACCCUCUUUCUCUCUUUCCGCUUUAAACCCUCUCUUGUCUUCUCACUCUCUUGCUUCUCUCUCUUUCUCUGUUUCUCAGUUUCUCUAUUUCUCAAUUUCUUCACUAUAAUUUACAAACAGAUUUUUUAUUUUAUUUUUUUUUUUAAAUUUCUUUCUCAGUGACAGUUACGGCGGUUACGAUGGUUAGAGACGAUUUAUACAUCACGGUGCCGAGUUUAUUCCGGUGUCCGAUAUCGCUUGACGUGAUGAAAUCUCCGGUGAGUCUCUGUACCGGAGUUACGUACGACCGUUCCAGCAUCCAACGCUGGCUGGAUAACGGUAACAACACUUGUCCGGCAACUAUGCAGAUUCUUCAAACGAAGGAUUUCAUACCUAAUCGCACCUUACAGAGGCUCAUCCAGAUCUGGUCCGAUUCAGUUCGUGACCGAGUCGACUCGCCUGAUUCUCCUUUAUCCGGUGACUCCUUUGAUAAACGUGAUCAGUUACUUGUCGCUUUGACCGAUUUAGAGUCCGGGAGCGAGAACCGGUUUGACUCGCUGGAAAAAAUCGUAAGGUUUGCGAAAGAUUCCGAGGAGAAUAGUGUUUUUCUGGCGAAAACAGAAGGUUUCGUGGCGUUGUUGGUAGGUUUUCUGGAAAUUGUUGACGGUGGAGUGGAACGGAGUGUGGAGUUGCUUGAACAGGUUGUUAUUGCGUUGGAUUUGGUUCUAAGUAAAAUUGAGAAUCGCGAGUCGAUUCUGAAGAACCAGAAGGAGAGGGAAGGAGAGAGUGUAGAUUCAUUGCUUCUAGUUUUGAAACAAGGAAGCUCCGAAUCGAAGAUUGCAUCGAUUAGGGUUUUGAAAUCGAUAGCCGAUGAUUUAGAAUCCAAGCUUCUAAUAGCGGAGAAGGAAGGUUUAUUAUCUCAAUUACUCAACCUAAUCACGCCGGAGAAUGAUGUAAACCUAAUCGAGAACUCACUCUCGUGUCUGGUGGCAAUUUCAACGCCGAAGAGGAACAAAGCGAAAUUGAUUCAUCUCGGAGCAGUGAAAGUAUUAUCGAACAUUCUAACAUCAACUUCGAAUUUGAGCGUUUCGGUAACUGAGAAGGUGUUGAAACUACUUGAAACGGUGUCGUCGAUGAAAGAAGGGAGGUCGGAGAUAUGCGAAACUCCGUCCUGCGUGGCGGCGAUAGCAAACAAAGUGUUGAAAGUGUCCGCCGUGGCGACGGAGCACGCGGUGACGAUACUAUGGAGUGUUUGUUAUUUAUUUCGUGAUCAGAAAGCACAAGUAGCGGUUACGAAAGCUAACGGAUUGACGAAGAUUUUACUUCUGAUGCAGAGUAAUUGCACGCCACAUGUUCGUCAAAUGUCCGUGGAUUUGCUUAAGAUAUUUCGUGUUAAUUCUAAGUCGUGUCUUUCUUCGUAUGACACUAAAACGACUCAUAUUAUGCCGUUUUGAUUUUGAUAAACUAUGUAAAUUGAAAGAAAAUUUUGUUAGUGAAUAGAGAAAAUUGAUAGCAAUUUUAUGCUUGGGAAUUCUCUUUUUGUUUCUUGAAGGUAUGAGAAAUUGGAGAAUUUCCGGUGUGCAAGUUCUAAAAGGACUUUUAUUUAUUUAUUUUGUUAUAUACUUGGCAAUUUAUUUGAUGGUUGUUGCCUUGCCAUUACCCUAAUGAGGAAGCUAUUUGGCCACCAUGUAAAUCUUUUUUUUUUCUCUUCGAAAGUACUAAGCAUUAUGUAUAUCAGGCAAUAGAGUGAUUAAAGUGAGUGAUUUCAAGAAGCUAGCAUUUGUUGCUUAGGAUAGUAACACAAGUGAAUAUAAAUGCACUCAAAAGACAACCAUAAACAAAGAUCAAAACAAUUUUAAGAUGAAAUGCAUGUGAAUUCAAGAAAA
Vicia villosa (hairy vetch) is the source of this 2092-nucleotide messenger RNA. Its product is annotated as U-box domain-containing protein 27-like. Gene Ontology annotation, molecular function: ubiquitin protein ligase activity. The transcript has a single exon. Gene Ontology annotation, biological process: protein ubiquitination. The coding region runs from base 407 to 1660 and encodes 417 amino acids. The record is from RefSeq and is a predicted model, not a curated record. Lineage: Eukaryota; Viridiplantae; Streptophyta; Magnoliopsida; Fabales; Fabaceae.